This is a messenger RNA of Protopolystoma xenopodis, 654 nucleotides long. The record is from the annotation of a GenBank genome assembly. NCBI's taxonomy places the organism in Eukaryota, Metazoa, Platyhelminthes, Monogenea, Polystomatidea, Polystomatidae.
AUGGAGUAUCUUAAAUCCUACGUUACCACCCAUCUCGUUGCCUGUCGUGUCAAUACAGAAAAAGUGUUGGCUGCUCAGGCUUGGCUACACAAGCAGGCUCAAUCCACGUUCAAUGACUUCUCCAGUCCUGAUGGCAGCCAAAAAAUGGAGCAUCUUCAUUCUGGUCAGUUCUUUCUAGUAUCGCCAGUUUGGCUUUGGUCAUGCUACUUUACUUGGCAGCGGCUGCCUGAAUCUGCGUUUCCACUAGGACGUGACUACCAUCCGAGCGAGUUUGACCCAGAAGCUGAGCCGGAGCCUGGUACGCAUCGUUUUGAGCGUCGACUCAGAAGACGCAGCCUGCAUGCUGGAAUUCAACGGAUCCAUCACCAUCACCAUCAUCAUCACCAUCACCACCACCAUCAUCAUCCCCGCCACUAUCAUCACAGCAAACUAAGUCAGCACUCGCUACAGAUGCUAAGUCAACGUCUUUAUGACUCAAAAUCUGACAAUAGUCAACCACUGAGUACGUUGCCAGGCCGUUGCCAUCCUUCAAUCGAGCUCGAUUCUUCGGACAAAUCUUUGCCUAAAGACCAACUCCCUCCCUCUCCAGUUCAACACUCAAGCACUGAUUUUCUUCCUGCCGCUCCUACGAGGUAUUUAAGCGUUAGUAAUUAG